Messenger RNA from Nematostella vectensis (starlet sea anemone), 729 nucleotides. RefSeq lists its product as uncharacterized. NCBI's taxonomy places the organism in Eukaryota, Metazoa, Cnidaria, Anthozoa, Actiniaria, Edwardsiidae. The record is from RefSeq and is a predicted model, not a curated record. The coding region runs from base 178 to 498 and encodes 106 amino acids. The transcript is spliced from 3 exons.
AUCGCAUUCUUUUCGAGAGGUUUUAGGUCGUUACUUUGCUUUGCUAAAGAUGUUUUUUUUCCUACUUCUUGUGUCUAUUCUAGGUUUACAAAAACAACAACUGGCGGACCAAAACAAAAGGCAGCAGCCAUACGAGAACCGCAAACGUCAACCCCAGUAGGAAAGCACCACAACAAAAUGGCAGACCCAGAGAUAUCUCUUAGUGAAGCUGGCAGUGACCAGGGGGACAAGUAUGAAGCAUAUAAGGCCCGAAAGCAGCUUUCUGCAAUUGAUUGGAACUUCCACCAAGGCAGAGAGAAAGCAGUCAAUGAUAAGGGAGAGCAGAUGGUAUCAAGAAAAUACAAUAGAGGCACUAAAGAGUGGAAUUUGAGAAUAAUCAAAGUAGGCAAGACUUAUGACUACAUCCCAAUGCUGAUGGCCAUGAUUCUCCGAAAACGAUUCACUGACAUUGAUGGAAUUACCCGGCAUGUUAGUUUAGCUGAGGAUGACCCUGCCUGAAUCCAACCAACCCUUGCAAUGGCCAAGCCUGUUAGCUCUCUUGAACUGUUUCAAGCACGCCAGUCGAGGUUCAGACCUCCUAGCACCGAAAAUGAGUGAUGGAAACCAGCUUAUACACCACUUAAGGUUAUUUGAUUUGAUAUUAUAUAUAUAUAUAUAUAUAUAUACAUAUAUUCCAUUUUUACAAGAGACAUAAUUUGUGAUAUAUAAAUAAACACUUUUGAACUGAAA